Molecule: messenger RNA, 6227 nt
Organism: Apus apus (common swift)
Lineage: Eukaryota; Metazoa; Chordata; Aves; Apodiformes; Apodidae
Gene: ILDR1
Product: immunoglobulin like domain containing receptor 1
Exons: 8
Coding region: 16-1632 (538 amino acids)
Cellular component (GO): plasma membrane
Molecular function (GO): high-density lipoprotein particle receptor activity
Source: RefSeq, a predicted model, not a curated record
GGAGGCGGCCGCGCCAUGGUCUCCCGAGGGUGCUGCCGGUGGGCGCUGCUGCUGGCCUGGCUGCCGGCCGGUUGCCUCUCCCUGCUGGUGACAGUGCAGGAUGUUGAACGUUAUACCACCUUAUUUGCCACUGUUGUCCUCAAGUGUGACUACAGCACCUCAGCACAGCUGCAGGACGUGGUAGUGACCUGGCGCUUCAAAUCCUUCUGCAAGGACCCCAUCUUUGACUACUACUCGGUCUCAUACCAGGCUGGUUUAGCUCUCGGCCAGGACCCAGCUGACGACUGCAAUGACAGCCAGCGACAGGUGCGCAUUGUCAUCCAGAAAUAUGGGCAGAAGGAGCCUGUGCUGGGCAUUGACUACCAGCAACGGAAGAUCACCAUCCAGAACCGGGCAGACCUUGUCAUCAGUGAGGUCAUGUGGUGGGACCAUGGCAUGUACUACUGCACUGUGGAAGCACCAGGAGAUACCUCAGGUGAUCCGGACAAAGAAGUUAAACUGAUUGUUCUCCACUGGCUCACAGUACUCCUCAUUGUUAUUGGUGGCCUCCUCCUCCUGUUGCUGAUUGGAAUAUGCUGGUGCCAGUGCUGCCCCCAGUAUUGCUGCUGCCACAUCCGAUGUGGCUGCUGCCCAACCCGGUGCUGCUGUAAUGAAGAAGUUUUGCGACGGCAUCAGUUCAUGAAGCAGGCUCAGGCCCUUGCACCUUGGAUGUCACACAACAUGUUCUACAGAGGUGGAGACAGGAACUCGCAAGUUUCUUCUUACCAGCUGAACCCUCUUCUGCAACAAGAUGUGUCUCUGCAAAACAGUCUUCCACUGGUGCAGCCACAAGCUCAGCUUUCCCAUAGCAAGGGUGUUUUGGACUAUCUGGAGUCUGAAAUCCAAAACCUUAAGACGUCACAGCUCCGGCCGCCCUCCCACCAGCGGCAGGACGUGCAGCCCAGCUUGCUGUCCUCCUUGGGCUCCGAGAUAAUGCCACCUUCUGUUGCUGAUCACGUCUCCUCCAUUCAUUGGAGCAGCAGCUCCUCACAUCCACAGAGAGCUGCCCACAAUCCCAGAGCCUGGGACUCUGCAGCAGAUGACAGGAGGGAAAACCGGAGGCUGCCCUUGCCUUCCAGCGGGGAUUCUCAUUCCAGCUACAGUCGGGAGGCCUGGGACAGGCAGCGUGAGGACCGUCCUCCGAGGCAGAGGACAGGUGGCUACAACGGCAGGCCCCCGCACUCCGGACGGGAUGUGUCACCCCCGCGCCAGGCUGAGAGGAGCAGCAGCAGCAGCAGUUUCUAUCCGGGGGAGGCUAAGGAGCGCUCCAACCACCACCAUGGCUGGAGGCAGGAGCCCACAGGGAGGCGAGACUACCAGCACCACCUUGGGAGGAGCGAUAACUCGGGUCAGAGGCGGAACAGCUACUCUCCCCCUCCUCGCCGGGGGUCAUGGAGCUCCUCAGAAGAGCAAGUCCGUCUCCCGGCGGCCAACCGCAAGCGGCGGCAGCGGUCUCGGGAAUGGCCAGAAGACAAGCCCCCCAGCUAUCGCUCGUUAGAAGUUAUCCCAGGUCAAGACAAGAAGCACAAAAACGGUGCUGGGCCACGCUCGGACAGAGGAAGUUCCCACAGUGGAAGAAGUCUAGUCAUUUAAUGCCAGUACUGGAAGAACUAAGAUUUCCAUUGGACUACUCUUAGCUUUUCUACUAUGUAGGUUAGGAUGGCUGCUUUGGUUUGAACAGGCAAGCAGCAAAAAAACAGAUGAAGCAGCUUCCCCUUACACUUACAACUCUGAAGAAUCUAUGUCUAGUGCCCAUGAAAGCAAUACAUAACUCCUUUUUAUUCUUGUUGGGAUUUGGAAACUCACGUUUGCAAUGGGAUGUGGUAUGUUGAAAACAUUGUCUUGGAAAGAGCAUAGGGUUUUUUGUUUGGUUGGUUGGUUUUUUGUUGUUUUUUUUUUUUAGCUGGCAUAUUCCCAGUCUUUAAAGAGAGAAACCAGUUGUCUUUGUUAGGUGCCCUGGCACUGCAAGGAGCCCAGUCUGUAGCAUGCUGGUCCUUUGCAUGCCAGUUACUGGGAAUGGCUCCAGUGAUCACAGAGCUGUAAAGUCGCAGAACAGUAGAAUAAUUUAGGUUGGAAGAGGCCUCCGGAGGUCAUCUGAUCCAGCCUCCUGCGAGUUUGGUGUAGGGAGGCAUAGCAUCUUUCCAAGGCCCUCUGUUGUGCUUCAGAAUGUUUAAUUUUUGCUGCUUCUGCCUGGUUGCUCAGCGUGGCUGAGGCAGUUGGCUUUCUUUUGUCCCUGGUAAGCCUCUCUCCCAAACAGAAGAAUCACGGUGUUGGAAGGAUGUUUGACUGCCUUAAUAAGGGCUGACUAGCAUGUCUGCAAAUUGCCAGCUUAUCUGCCCUUUAGUGACUGAAACAACCUGCCCUAUUUUAAGCUUAGACCUUAGUGCCUUAAAAGAUGCUUAUUCUAGCCUUUAACUCAGACUUGAAUUUAUUUGUAAACUUAAAGGGCUAAAUUUAUCAAGGUUUGUCUGUCCCUCCAGGGACUGAGCAAGGUAUGACUACUGUCUCUCACACCAUGGACCAAAAUUUCCUUCAAACUCUAGGAAGCAUGGCUGUGGUGCAUAUAUCUCUAAGCCAUGUACUCUUGUCCAAACAUUUUAUAUUCUCCCUUUGCUCUCUGUUCCAUAUACAUGGGGUGAGAAAAAGGGCUCUGAAGAAGUCUUAAAAUCACCAUUUUUUCCUGUUGUCCUUGAUCUUUAUCCUGACACUUUUGCAAGCUCUGCACACCUGGUGUAUCUGAUCAGCAGCUUAGAUUGCAGGGUUUUCUUCUCAUCUCUUUCUGUGCAACUAGAACAACACACAGUUUCUACAUGCUCUGAGACCAGCUGCAAAGGAGAACAACUCGCCAUUUCUCCUUGACGUCAUUCAUUCGCUGUAUUUGUUUAAAAUUUGCUGGGAAAAGAGAGGUUUUCUGGAUGCUGGCUGUUUCCACAGGAAACUGGCUUGCCAGAGGCACUUGGAUUCAAGAAACGCAGCUGUGGGCAUGGAACUUUUGAGCAUCUUGAGAAUUGUUUUGUAACCCAGGUGCGCUAGAGAUUGGCCAGUAUCAAUGACUGCAUUGCCUCGCUUAAUUCCCAACCAGUGCCGCAUGGGACACUUGCUACUGUUUGUUCUUUAAUGUCCUGAUUACUGGUGUGCUUAUUGCUUUCACUUGAAAGACUGACUUGGAGAGGCUUCCAUUUUGCCCACCUCCUUUUUCCUUUGGACAAUGAUGAGAAACAUCAUACUUGGAGCAAAUACUCCUAGCUGGCUAUCUGAUGUGGUUGCUGGUCAACCAAAGGCAACUACAAAGAGUGCUCAUUUUCCUGUGGUUUCUUGGGCUUAUUUCUAGUUCCUGUGCAUGGAAAUAAAUGAGGACUCACUAGCUUCUUCAACUUUGUUUCAGAACUGGAGGCCUACUUUUUGAAGACCGGCAGUUGACAGCUAGCACAACAAAGAGCUAAAAGAACUAAAAGACUAACUGCAAAGUUUGAAUUCAGGAAAGGAAGGCUGUAUUAAAUGUAGUCCUUGUCUGCAUUAGAACCAAAUUGUGAAUAAUGUGAACUGAGCACCCAUGAGUUACAUCUGAAAUAUAGGGAAUUAAGUGUUUUUGCAGAACUUGCAAAACCAGUAGCAGUCUUGAUUCUGGUUCACAGCCACUGGCUGUGGAUAGUUUUUAUUCUCAUUUAAUGAUAUGCUGAGAACUUAAUGAACCCCCCCUUUUAUGAUGGGCUAGUAUUUUUAUUACUUAAGAAGAGCUUAGGAUGACUGCAAUGAGAGAAAAUAAUAUGGUGCUCCUUCUUCCAAAACUAUAAUCCUGUUUUGACUUUAGCAUUGCCCUCUGGUAACUUUUAGCAGAUACCCAGUGCCCUGCAGAUUCUACCCUUGGUAGCUGAAUUGGCGGCUUGGAAUUUGACUCUCUCCUUAUGUUUUCAGUAGAUCCAUACAUCAUGCAGAACAACUUCUUCCUGUCAUCUCAACUCAGGCCAAAUGUCCAGGUUUCAGGGAAGAGCUGUCUCUUUCUCAAUCAAGAGUGGAGGCUAUUGAGACCUCAGUUGAGAUCCCAAGAUGGUAGCAUGGGAGAGUUCAUUUUCCUUUGCAUUCAGUUGUAUAUAAGCCAACAUAUGUCCAGCAAGUUCUCCCAAGAACAAGGCACCCUCACACUGCAAGAAAGCCCAGAUGACUUUGUAACUGUACCAGCUGUUGAAGUUUGCUGCUGUAGUAUGACCACACUAACUGCAGAAGUUGUGGUUUUUUUAUCUAAAUCCUAUGAAGGAGCCCUCCGUCUUUAUUUGUUUCUCUAGUCACCUUAAGUGAGCUUGGGUGACUAACUGUAGAUUGUGUGAACACAAUUUGUUCUGUGUGAAGUCUGAAGAGUUUUAUCUUUAUCAUACUUGAGCUCCUCUUCAGUCACUUUGUUCAUAUUUAUAGAAAAAUUAAACAAAACCCUUUAGGGAAAAUUGAUCAUAUCUCAGUCUUAAUUCUUUAUCUUCUUAAAUUGCAACAGAAGUAGAUUAGGUUAAGCAGCAGGGAAGCAGAAAUGAUACCAGGUUUACUGGUCCACAGGCCAUUGCAGUUCGUAAAACAUCAGUUGGUGGGCUGUGAAAUAAUGACAAAGAAAAUUUAUAUAUGCAUGCUUUACAACUGCAAGCUGACAGAAAAGUGCGAAGGAAGGACUUUAAAUGCCUAUUUCUGUUUUUAAUUGGCUAUAAAUGAAAGCCAUUGUGACAGCACUGCACAAUACUAUGUGGACUUUUUUCCCAGUAAUAUUACAGAAUCUGUGACUUUUUAAAAGAGAGAGAGAAUUGAGCAGCUCAAGUACUGCAUACUGAAAGAAAUAACAGGAGGAAAUAGCCUAGCCUCAUUCUUUCUGCAUUGCAAUUUAUUCAUGCUUAGUUUUUCAGUCAUUCCAAAGUGCUGAUGUUUGUAGGUCAGCCCAUUUUUAAUGAAAAAAAACAACUUAAUAUAUUCCAUAUAUGGGAGUUAUUGCCAUUCUAGACUUUUGUUCCUCCUGUCAGGCAAUUGAAGGAAUAUAACUUGCCCCCAAUAAUGAAUUUUCUGUCUUGGAUAAAGUGCCCUCAUAGCCACUGGAGUUACCCUAAUUUAAAAUAAUCAUGUAAUGGGUAAAUGAACAUGUCACAUGGGGCAGAUAAGGACACCCAUGCUGCUCCUAUCAGCUGCUUUCCACCUUAAACAGAGAUUCAUAAGAAAAAUAAAAGAAUCAUGUAAUUUUUCUUUGAUUAAGGAAGGUCUUUCAAUAUCUGGCUUUCUUGCUUAUUUGCAGAGUGCCCUGCCAUUCUGGAAUGUCAUUCCAGGAAUGGAGGGCAAGGGCUGCUUCUUGUGCAAUCAUUGAUGUGGUCUUGCAAGUCCUGUUUGGCAGUAUAAAGUGCUGAAAUGCCCAGUUGCUAUCUCUGGGACUGUGUUCAUUAUAGCACUGGCUAAAGUUAGACUGACUUUGGUGGGAGGGAAGUUACCUUGUGUAAUAACAACCACAAUGCAAAGCUCUUCAGCAGUACGUGAGCUAAGUGUAGCUAAGUCCCCUCUCUGUUACUACCUCCAGCAGCACAUCAGUUUAAAACACCUAUUUAAUAUGAUUAGAGCCUUCCAUUUGUUGACGUGACAUAGAAGAGAGAUGACACUUGAGGUUCUAUUAAAUUAACCCCCACAAGUAAUGACUGCUCGUUGGUAUUUCUGCUAAGUUUAAUGCCUAUAAUGUGCCUUGUGCUGGUCUUCUGAAUAUUAUUCCAGCCAUAAAAGCAGAUGGCAAAUGUGUAGAUUCUCUUCAAUGACUGUCACAUGUAUAAUUAAAAUAUAAGAGAACUUUCAACCAGUUGCUCGUGUGUUUUCCUGCAGGAUAAAUUGCUUUCUGAUGUUUGCACCAGAAGUGGAACUGAAAAUUCUCUGUUUUUACUUUUGGAAUUAACCUUGUUAUAUGUUAGUAGGAAUGUUCUAUUGUUAUUUUUUGGACAAGAAUGGAAAAUUACUUGUGUGGGUGUGUUGUUGUAAUUCUGGGAGACGUUUUUCUUAAGAGAGAAGAUAAUUUUAAUAAAUGCCAAGAGAGUGGAAAAAUGCCUGGGAAACCCUCUUUAAUGAUGUGACCCAUUGUAGCAAUCACUGAUUUGGCUGCCACAUCUGUAAAAUGAGAACACUUACUGUUUGGUUUUAAAUUACUCUGAGCUCCAUGAGAAUAAAAGUCUUCUAGAAAUGUU